CGGCCUGAAUCCUAUAGGGAGAGAGAGAAAAUCAAGCCUUGUGCCCGGGGUGUGACAACGAGAGCUUCGUCUACUACCUACCUGAACCAGUGGAGCUCUGUGUGGGAACGAGGAUCCCCCGGCACUCAACUACCUACCUGAACCAGUGAGGCCCUGUGUGGGAACGAGGAUCCCCCAGUGCUGCGAGCAUCAGUGGAGUGUUUGCCCUGGUCUGACUGUGUUCGAUUCUGCCUCCAGGAGAAGCGGAGCGCGCCACGGGUUGCUGGGCCAGAGCCCCGGCCCCCAGUCUUUUCCCCAAGUGGCCCUGGAGGCAAAGGAGCCAUAUUAGUUUUAAAGUUCCCUUUUUCCCUUCCCCCUUUCCCCUUUUUAAAUAUUUAAUAAAGCUUGUUUUAAUUAUAGUAUACUCGUCUGUCUGGUCAUUGGGGUGGUCUUGGGAAACUCCUCGAGGUGGAAGAGUUAAGAGGGGUGUGGCCCAGUAGCAUAUUCGGGUCCGCCCCGGGGUGUGACAGAUUUGGCGUAGUCGGCAGGAUUCCACCUCGAGUUGAGCGACCAAGGUCCUCCAAUGGCCGACGACGAGUUGCCCGAAGCCCCGCCCCGUGUUGUGCCUGAAAGGCCAGAAACCCCACCCCGUGUUGUGCCGGAAAGGCCGGAAACACCACCCCGUGUCAUGCCCGUGUUCCUGGGAAACCCCUGGGUGCAGAAGUAUACUGGGGUCGAGUCCGAGGUUCAUUUGACGGAGUGGAGAGCCCAAAUCGAGUAUUUGGCCGGCCUUCAAGGGCUGAGUGCCAGUCAACAACAGCAGUUUGUAUUAAACUCACUAGGAGGAGAAGCCCGGCGAGAAGUACAGGCCGCCCCCGAAGCCGUUCGAGCCACCGCCCAGACCAUCUUCCACUUCCUCACCGAGCAGUAUGGUGAUACCACCCCUGUGGCCGUCCUGAGGGCGCAGUUCUUUAAUUGUAAGCAGGGCCCCCACCAGUCCAUUCGAGCCUUCGCCCUGAAGCUGCGCGAGCAGUAUACACGCCUACAGCGACGACGAGAUCAUGGGAUUGGAGAUGAGGAGACCCUGUUAAGGGACCAGUUCCUGUUAGGGCUACGGGAGGGCCCCCUACGACAAAAUCUCCGAGUGCAGUUUAGACGAGACCCUGAGCUCACGUUCGAUGACCUGAAAAAGGAGGCCAUGGCCUUGGAAGGCGACCAAGCGGAAGCCAAGGAGGCCCCCGUAUGUGCAGCAGUGAGUGGCCCGGCGGCAGCCUCGGAGGUAUCAGACUGGAAACAAACAUUGAAGAUGGAGCUCUUAAAAGACGUGCGAGAUCAGAUGGCCGAGCUAACCAAGGCCCUGGUAGGGGAACUGCGCCUAGGGCCGGGAAGGAAAGAAGAAGGGCCCGCCCCCCGAGAACGGACGUACUCUGAGCGAGGCCGGGAUGGGAUGAGGCGGCCCUGGCAGGCGAGUCGGCCUAGGUUCGAGUGGGACGAGCAAGGGAGGCCCAUUUGUAAUCGGUGUGGGACCGCCGGGCAUGUGAGUAGGCAGUGCGGACCACGAAGAGCCUCCGAGGGGGGGUUUUUAAGACGACCGGCCACAGUGGGUCAUGUGGUCGGCGCCCCGCAAAGUGACCCCCAUAGAAGAAUGGAACCCAAGGACGGGAUGAUUGGGCUUAGCCCAAUAGUAGAGGCCCAGGUAUGUGGCACCACGGUGCGCUGUCUCGUCGACACUGGUUCUCAAGUGACUUUAUUUUCAGAAAGCUUGUCCCAUGAAUUAUUCGGAGCCCACCCCGCACACAAGGUUGAAGCGCCCUGGCUUACCCUGAAGGGGGCGAACGGCUUAGAGAUCCCCUACAUCGGCUAUCGACUUACCGACUUUGAAUUGUAUGGAGUACGAGUUCCGCAGAAGGGGGUCAUCAUUGUACAGGACCAUUGCCUCGGCCGUCAUCGAGCCCUCUUGGGUAUGAAUGUCCUCUCGGAGUGUUGGGAGGAGCUAUUUCGGGCUAGGCCCGUUCAGACAAUACCGAGGGCCGAGCGGCCAGGCUGGGAACGAGUAGUGGCCGACUGCAGGCGAGUGCAGCUGGCUAAGAACCAAGAUGGCCGAGAAGAGGUUGGUCGAGUAGCAUGUCGAUUCGCAUUGUCGGUGCCAGCAGAAAGUGAAGCCAUAGUGUGGGCCAGGGUGCCACAACAGCGUCGAGGCUCGGAGAGCUGGGUGUUGGUGGAACCUCACGAAGACUGCACACAGGUGAGGGUGGCCCGAGGACUGACGGUAGUACGACGAGGCCGAGUGCCAGUGAAGGUCUGUAAUGAAAACCCCUACCCAAUACACUUACACAAGCACCAGCGGCUGGUGACGGUGACGUCGGUCGAGGGACAUCAGGUGCGGGACAAGGAAGAUGUGAGUUUCCGGCGAGUGCACCCUGCAGUAGUUGAGGUAGCACUAACGCAAACCGUAGGAGCGUCUAGGACGAGGGAGAACAAGGUACCGGCCCACUUGACAGGGGACUCCUUACGAGGAGAGGACCUGGAGCAGGAACAAGUGGAAGAGCUACAGAAGCUACUGAAGAAAUGGCAACAUGUGUUUUCCACCCAUGAUGAAGACUAUGGUUGCACGACGGUAAUACGACAUAGUAUCCCUACGGGAGAAGCUGCACCAAGCCGGGAGCGGUACCGACCAAUACCCCCCACCCUAUAUACCGAAGUAAGGACCCUUUUGCAAGGUAUGCUAGAGCAGGGGAUCGUGAGAGAGAGUAGUAGCCCAUGGGCGGCACCGAUAGUGCUUGUCCAGAAGAAGACCGGGGCCUGGAGGUUCUGUGUGGACUAUAGGAAGUUGAAUAGCUUGACCAAGAAAGACGCGUUUCCCUUACCUCGUAUUGAGGACUCCCUGACGAGUUUGACCAAGUCUGCCUGGUAUUCCACCUUGGAUUUGGCCAGCGGGUACUGGCAGGUACCGGUUGAGGAACGGGACCGAGAGAAGACCGCCUUUACCACGCCAUUUGGUCUUUUUGAGUGGGACCGGAUGCCCUUCGGUCUUUGCAACGCCCCCGCCACCUUCCAGAGACUGAUGCAACGAUGUUUGGGAGGUCAGUUAAUAGAAUCUGUGCUGGUAUACCUUGAUGACGUGAUUGUGUAUUCCCCAGACUUCGAGACUCACUUGCAGCACCUGGAAAAGGUGUUCCGAGAGAUGGAGAGGUAUGGGUUGAAGUUGCAACCGGAGAAGUGCCACCUGCUGUGCCGUAAGGUGCAGUUCCUGGGACACGUGGUGAGCGCAGCUGGUGUGGCCGUUGAUCCCGGGAAGGUAUCGGCAGUUCGGGACUGGGAGGUCCCCAGGACUGUAAGGCAAGUGAGAUCAUUCUUAGGCUUUGUUGGCUACUACCGACGAUUUAUUAAAGGGUUCUCUAAGAUCGGCAGGCCCUUGAACCAGCUGCUGGUCGGGACGGGACGACCACGGGGACGAGGAUCCCCCGCGGUGGGAUGGACCCCAGAAUGUGAGACGGCCUUUAGGGUCCUGAAGCAAGAACUUUUACAAGCCCCGAUUUUGGCGUACGCUGACUUCUCUCAACCCUUCCUACUCUAUACAGAUGCCAGUAAUCUGGGCCUGGGAGCGGUGCUUGCGCAGAAACAAGAUGGAGUGGAACGGGUGAUCGCCUAUGCCAGCCGGAGCCUCCAUCCCGCUGAACGAAACGAUGCAAAUUACAGUUCUUUCAAGCUCGAACUGCUGGCGCUGAAGUGGGCCUUGAGCGAGAAAUUCAAGGAUUACCUCUGGGGAGCCAAGGUAACCGUGGUCACCGAUAACAACCCUCUGGUACAUUUGCAGACAGCCCGGUUGGGAGCAGUAGAGCAGCGAUGGGUGGCCCAGCUAGCCAAUUACAACUACCAGCUGCAGUACCGCCCGGGACGGGAGCACACCAACGCAGAUGCCCUCUCCCGGUUGCCAGCUAGGGCCGAUUCGAGGGGCCCGGCCCCAUUCGAGGGAGAACAAGGAGAGGAAGGACUGAUGGUCGGCGUAGUGGAGGCGCCUGGGAGCCAACGGGAGGCAGCACCUGUAAGUUGGGGAUGGGACCCCCAGCGUUGGAAGGCUAGACAGCAGGAGGAUCGAGAGCUGCGGAAUCUGGGCGAGUGGCUUCGGCAGGCCCGGCGACCGACCCCCGCCGAGAGACAAGCCCAGACAGAGGUGGGUCGAAAAAUACUGGGACAAUGGGAGAAAUUGAAGUUGCGUGAAGGUGUAUUGUGUAGGGCCAUACGGGACCCGGGGACCGAUGAGGAGGUUAGCCAGAUUGUGGUACCGGCCAGCCAAGUUCGGGCACUGUUAGAGGCCUACCAUGACCAGAUGGGACACCAGGGGCAGGAACGCACCAUGUCGUUGCUACGCCGACACUUCUAUUGGCCAGGAAUGGAGAUUUCCGUGAGUACGUUCAUUCAAGCAUGUCCCCGAUGUACUCUGUUUAAAUCCCGGCAGGAACCCCGAGCACCGAUGGUCCCGAUCCUCGCAAAGGCCCCCCUCCAUAUUGUGGCGAUGGACUAUCUGACCCUGAGUCGUCCCAAGGACCGGUACCAGAACAUCUUAGUGGUAACAGAUUUGUUCACCAAAUACGCCUGGGCUAUCCCCACCCUCGACCAGACAGCAAGUACCACGGCCACAGCAUUAUGGAGGGCAGUGUUCCAGCCAUUUGGGUGCCCUGAGUUCCUGCACUCGGAUCAGGGCCCGAACUUCGAGUCCCGCGUCAUCCGAGAGCUAUGCCAACUGUACGGGUGUGUAAAGACCCAUACGACCUCUUACCAUCCCCAAGGAAACGGAGGAUGUGAGCGCUUCAAUCAGACCCUGUUGAAUCUGCUGGGAACUCUGGACCAGAGACGCCAGGAUGAUUGGGUGAGUGCUUUGCCGAAUCUAUUACAAGCCUAUAAUAACAGCGUGCACAGUACAACGGGGUAUGCCCCCACGUACUUAAUGUUUGGAAGACACAUCCGCUUGCCCACAGAUCUCCUAUUGGGAGCAGCGGGAGGUGAGAGAGAAGGGAACGUGACCGAGUGGGUGGGACGACACCACCACCGUCUCCACUUUGCCUACGAGCAGGUCAAUAAGAAGAUCCAGGCGGCCGGGGAGAAGAACAAGAGGUUGUACGAUAGGACGGCGCGGGAUGCUCCCCUGCUCCCUGGAGAAAGGGUACUAGUCCGGGACAAUCGGCGACUAGGUGGAGGCAAGCUGAGUGAUGGGUGGGAGGCGAGGCCGUACAUUGUGCAACGGCAGCAGAGACCGGGGCAGCCGGUCUACACGAUCCGGCCCGAAGGGAAGCCUGGGCCGGAUCGGGUGGUCCAUCGGAACAUGAUCCGCCCUUGUCCAAAUUAUCCCCCACUAGCCACAGAGGUGGCUCCUAAGGAGCCGGAGGCUGCUACCCCCUGGUAUGGAGGGUGGGUCAUCUUUCCAAGAGGCCCGGCGGAGGGGCCGGCCCGAGUGGCCCCAAGGGAGCCUGAGAACUUACCUGUCGUAGUGGGUCCAGUGAACGACGUAGCCCCAGAGGCUCCAGGAGAGCCGGAUAACUUACCUGCUGAAGGAGCCCCAGAGGCUCCAGGAGAGCUGGAUGACUUACCUGCCGAAGAAGCCCCAGAGCCCCCACCACAGCGCCCCCAGCGUGAGACCCGGGGGCGGCCGCCCAUCUGGUAUGGAGAGUGGGUUACAGGAAGCGGUUCUAGGGACUAGAACCAUUUCGGCGGGGGAGGAUGUCACAGGUGACGUUUUAAAUGAACGACGGGCGGAACCCGGCUUCCACAUCUUAUUUGGACGACGGGCGGAAUCCGGCUUCCACACUUCAUAUCCGGGGUUUCCCCAAAGGCAAAAUUAAGCCUGAUCACGCUCAGGUGGGGCAAAUUAACACAGCGGUUGCUAAUAGGCUAACGAGGAGAAGAGUCAGGGUAUAAAGGCACCUUUGCAGACAUUAAACGGGGCUUGUGGUAUACUUUGUGUACGUUGUGUUGCUGCUUUGCAGACGGACCACGCUGGUCGGAUCGCUCUCCUGGGGAAGAGAGUAAGAGACAGUCAGCGGACGAAGGAAUAUUGUGGAGUUUCCGUGAGAAAGAGUGGACACAGAGCCAUCGAGAGCACAGUGAACAGAGGUUAUUGGCAACUAAGCGUGAGUAACCGCUGUGAUACUUCUCUGUACAUGACUUGUAUGAAGAGUUGUCCUGGUGUGUGUUCUUGUGUUUCGUGAGGUCCCUGGCCCCACUGGAGAGGAGAGCGUGGGUGAGCCGCGGUUGACCAGAAGCACGGACAAAGCACCGCCCGCCAGUAAGCCAGUGGCCCUGUGGGAAAGAGGAAGUGCAGGUGAGCCAGGGAAGUGAUAACCGACACGCCGGGCCUGUGAAUACCAUACAUCUCUCCCUCCUUUGUGAUCCAGUUGUUGCCCAACCAAUCUCUCGAGGUCGUCGUGGUCAGGUGGCAAGGACGAUCUAAAAUUCACGUGACGUGGUAUAAGAGUGCUGUGGGUGAGUUUCACUGAUUGAUGGUGUUUACGCUUGACUUGCUGUGCGUAUGCUGUGCUUGUAGCGUUCGAACUGCCCAGCCUCCGACGAGACACGAGAUGGUGACACCUGUUGCGGCCUGAAUCCUAUAGGGAGAGAGAGAAAAUCAAGCCUUGUGCCCGGGGUGUGACAACGAGAGCUUCGUCUACUACCUACCUGAACCAGUGGAGCUCUGUGUGGGAACGAGGAUCCCCCGGCACUGUGAGUAACGCAACCUGUGAAAUAACCUGUUCUGUGCUUAUAGCAACUACCUACCUGAACCAGUGGAGCUCUGUGUGGGAACGAGGAUCCCCCGGCACUGUGAGUAACGCAACCUGUGGAAUAAUCUGUUCUGUGCUUGUAGCAACUAC
This is a messenger RNA of Misgurnus anguillicaudatus (oriental weatherfish), 6845 nucleotides long. Lineage: Eukaryota; Metazoa; Chordata; Actinopteri; Cypriniformes; Cobitidae. The record is from RefSeq and is a predicted model, not a curated record.